GCGCUCCGUCAGUAGUCUGCUGUCGGCUGAACGACGCAGACCUUGGCGCGGCGCGACUGGUGCACGACCCGCGUCGCCGACCGCCGCGAGUGUUCUAUAUUCAAAUUGUGUUUUUUUUUAUUUUUAAAAAUUUUCUGUGCAGUGUGCCAGGAUUUUUCAAAUAAUAGAGGUACGUUCUUCUAGAGAGACUGUCCUCCAUCGUAAUUAAGAUCUUCGAAAAAUCCUGGCUGGAACUCCUCGAAUACAACAUUAUCUCGCAUGCAACCGGCAAGUUAAUUGCUAGAAACAUCGGGUUUUGUACCCCACACGAAAGAUGAGACUAGCUCCGUGGGGCACGGCGUUUGUGGCGCUCUGCGUUGUUGCCUUAGCCGAUUCCGCUGAAGAUUUCAAAGGCGAGUCGGUGGAAAGUGUCAGCGCGUCCACAGGCAGUUCUCAAGAAGAUGAAGGACCCAAAGAAGCGUGGAUGCGAGCUCCUGCGGGAGGAGUGGCAGUUAAAAGUGGAGAGGACGCCCUCCUUACCUGCGUGGUGCUUGGAGCGAGAGGAAGGCCCGUCUUCUGGAAGAGGGCGAGGGAUCUCCAACUCCUGACUGCUGGUGGAGUCAGGGUUACGAGGGAUGACAGGGUACAGGUCCUUCACGACGACACGGACGAACCUCUCCAAGGCCCUGGCAUCAGAAAAGGAGGCGACGUGUGGGCGCUGGUCAUCAAAUCAGUGCGGGCUUCGGACGCCGGGCUUUAUAUGUGCGAACUGAACACUGAACCACCAGUGCGAAGCUUCCAUAGACUUACUGUGAUAUCCCGAGGCCUGACUCCACCAGACAGCCAGAACGAAACAGACACGUACUCUGCGAACACGCCUACGCUAUCCUCAGUGGCUAUGGCCCACAAUUAUACUGACUGCUGCGUCUCCGCUAAUGUCAGCAAGUCCUGCCUCGGAUUUUGCAGCAUUCAGACCAUACUGGAAGGAACUGGCCAGGAUCCCGAAACAUGCCAGCCUGACUUCCCGGCUAUUGUCAAAUGCAUGGCAGACGGUCGCAACCACGUCCCCUGCUGCAUCCAAGAGCGCGUCCCGGAUAUAUGCCAAGACGUCUGCCGGGGUGAGUUCACGCCAGUCACCGACAACAUCAAGACCCACUACUCCUGCGCCACAUACAUGGAGAAGACAUUGGCUUGCAUCGUUGAAGGCAUUGAACUGCUGCCAAGUCCACCAGAAGACGUCGAAGUGGAGCCUCUAAAUGAAAAGCAACUAAACGUAUCCUGGAUCCCACCAGUCGAAAACACUGAUACAGUGACAGAGUACAUCGUCAAUGUCACCACAUUGAGGUCUUUUGACGCACACUUAAUAGACCCUUCAGAGAGCUCGAUAAAGAACAAUAAUUCUGUGAGAAUGACACAGUCGUUGACGUUCAAAGUGCCAGCGAACAAGACGUUCUUCGUGCUAAAUGAUCUACUGCCGUUCACGAUGUAUGAGAUCACUGUUACGUCAUACAACAUUCAUGGGUCUAGUUUACCAAGCUAUGCUAUUCGGUCCCUUACAUUAACACCAGGGAAGAUGAAGACAACGGAAGUGGCAGCAGCCCCUAAACUGCCUGAUGUGAAGAAAUGCUGCGCGUCAGGCGGCGUGACUCACUACGGAUGCAUGAACAAACUGUGCGACCCGACCAAGACCUUUGAGAUUGGCCUGCAGGUAACAGAUCUGAUGAUUUGCGCGCCGUGGGCCGGCGUGACCUUCGGCUGCCUCGCCAACGGUAUGGACCACACGCCUUGCUGCCGCUCGAGAGGGUUGCCGGAGUCCUGUCUCCCGCUGUGCAGUGGAAAUAUUACUACGAUUGACUUUAAUCACUUCAAGUGUCUCCGCUUCAUGAGCUCGUACACCAACUGCCUCCUCCAAGGCUAUGGAGUGCUUCCCGGAGCUCCCUCCCGUCUCUAUCUCACCAAUAUUGACACAGACUACGCUGUAGUGCACUGGUCCCCACCAGCCGCCCUGGCUGACACCGUCCAGUUCUACAACCUUCAUUAUCGGACUCUGCAGACUGGAGAUGAAUACAGAGCGUUAGAGAAGGUGCAUUCGCCAUACAUCUUGGAAGAUUUAGAAUCUAACACGGAUUACGAGAUUUACGUAGAGGCAGUCAAUGAACACGGAGUUGGAGAUCCUUCACCAAGACUCAUAUUUAGAACGCAAAGUCAAGUGAUAGAAGAAGAAGAAGAGAUAUCGAACGCGUACAACGUGACAGCGUGUUGUGAACGAGUGCAGUUAGCUGGCGUGUGCAUGCCACUCUGCUCUUAUGAUGCCAAGAUGUCGGAUCUAAGGAUGCUGGCUCCUCUUUGUGCGCAGGACUUCCAUAAACUACUGAGGUGUGGGGCUGGAGGUCGCAAUCAUGAGACGUGCUGCGCUCGUCGUGGAGUGCCUGCUAACUGCCGGGGCGUUUGCACCGGGGCCUACUCCGGCGGCGUCAACACCUGCGUACCUUAUAUUGGCAAUAUCGUGCAAUGCUUUGAAGAAGACACAGGCAUUCUCCCCGGUCCUCCCCGGGAGCUCCAUGCGCUGGUAUCCUCAGAGAAGCUGUAUCUGGAUUGGGCGCCACCACAGGAGGGCGCUAACGCCACCUCCUUCACUGUCUACUGGCAAAAAGUCGAUAAUAACACACAACCCUACAGCUACAACACCAUGCAGGCUAACUAUAACCAAGUAAACGUGACGGACACGAUGACCACCAUCGACCAGCUCGAGCCCAAUAGCACUUACCACGUGUUCGUGGUGGCCAUCAAUCAGCACGGCGCCUCGCUACCAUCCAGUAUGCUGUUAUUCAACGUGACUGAAGACGAGAAAGAAGUAGCGGGAAUCCCCUCCCACCCGCACUCGCUGUCCGUCUCAUCCCACUCGGCCACGUGGCUCACACUGACGUGGCAGCCGCCGCAAUUCUCACAUCCUGAUGAGAAGAUCUCGUACACGUUAUUCUACAAAUCGCCAUCACAACUGGGCCAGAACAACAUAACCACAAUCACGACAACAGUGCCAGGUUAUACCCUGGAGAAACUGUCUCCCAACACGCAGUAUGUGAUUUGGGUGAAGGCCCACACUGCCGCCGGCGACUCAUUACCCUCGGAGACCUUGCUGGCUUGGACUGACCCGGCCUACCCUGCGUAUGUCGAGCCACCGACUGUGAAUCCCGUGAACCUGGUGGUGGAAGGCUCCAGCAUGACCAUCCUCUGCAUCGCUAUGGGAACACCAACACCCACCAUAUCACUAUAUAUUUCUGGUCGUCUAGUCCGCCAAGAAGUCACCCGCCACAUGGUAACAGUGAUCCAUAAUGUCACCCGGGACAUGGACCAGAUCUCCUGCUACGCUGACAACGGGUAUGGCACACCAAUGCAGGCUUCGAGAAAGAUCAAUAUUUCACAUGUCCCCACAAUCCAAGCAUCUGGUAUAACAAUGGCGGCAGCAGGAGACUCCGUCAUCUUAGAAUGCAGAGUCGAAGCUCUCCCUAAACCCACCAUUGCGUUCUGGAGAGACCCCAACGGCAGAACUCCGGUUAUCGACGGACCUAAUUAUACUAUACAGCUGCAGGCGGAUCCCGAGGAACCAACCAAAUACACAAUGCGACUUAUAAUAAGAAAGAUAACGGAGGCGGAUGAAGGGGAUUACUUCUGUCACGCGGAAAACGCCUUCGGGAAGACGUUGAGGCCGGUGUCGGUGAGACUGCGCCCCACCAAUCCACACCAUAAUGUCACUGAGUGCUGUACACAAAUGAACGUGUCAUCAGCGUGUAUCGACGCCUGCAGCUUCCACCUUGACAUGGACAACAUUAUGGAUCGGCCGGAAUGCAUGAACGACUUCGACAAACUCAUGAAGUGCGCUGCUGAUGGAUCUGACCACCGAAGCUGUUGUGCGUCUUGGGGAGUGCCCCGCACAUGCCUGGAGCUCUGCAGAGGAGGGUCCGUGUCGAAAUCCUGCGCUCUUCAGCACGCACGACGAGCCCUGGCCUGCUUCAGGGACUCGGGAGCCAAGCUUCCAGGACCUCCCAGGAAUUUGAAGGCACAUGUCGCUCCUACGCCCAACUCUGUUCUUUUGAGCUGGGACCCACCGAUGAAGAACCCUCAGACGGUGUAUUUGUACCGCGUGUUCUGGCGCGCGUACGGCGCCAAAGUGCCAGAGAAACUGGACACGAGUGAGACCAGCGUGGUUCUCACCGGCCUGAGGGAUGAUGUCAAAUACGAAUGCGUCGUGAAGGCUGCAAAUGAUCUCGGCACGUCAUCUCUCAGCAUGCCCAUAAUGUUCACUACGAGUGGUCAGGAGACGGGAGCAGCUUCAGCGCCAGUGUCGGGAGGAUCCACAGCGUCUGCUGUUGGUGUAGCCGUGGCCUGCAUCCUUGUAGCUGCUCUACUGCUGGCAGCUGGACUGUAUUAUAGAUAUAGAAAGAAUCUUAGGCUUAAGGCGCAAGGAGGAGUAGCAUUCGAGAACCCUAGCUAUCUAAGAGAACCAAACCCUGAUACCGUGAUCAACGGUAACGUGCCAAACGGCAACGCGAACGGAGGCAAUGGAGUCGCGAACGGCGUGUCGAACAGCGCGGCAUGGAGGCAGGAGACGCUGCAGAACCCUGGCACCACCGCCACCCAGCGCGAGGUGGAGCCCACGCUGUACGAGGAGCUGAAGCUCGGGCACGACGGCGCCGGAUUCAAGCGCCUGAAGCCAUAGCAGGAGGCCGCGGCGCGCUCGCCCAUGCGCUCCCCGCUCCGCUCGCCGCGGCUCACGGCGCGCGUGGCGCCGCGCUACUGAGCUCGCUCGCGCCGAGACACCGCUUAUAUACUGUGACGUCACACACACUUCCUCUCGCUCGCACAUCCCACCUCUCGCUCGGUAGGCCAUAUUUCAUCAUAGUACUUUAUGGAAAAUAUAUCAAGUCUUUCUUUUGUAUCGGGUGUAGAUUUAUUGUAAACACGUAAUUUAUUAGUAUUGAUAUCGAAAGUCGGAAUAUGCGAGCGAAGAGUAAAAAAAGUAUAAAAAUAUAAACGAGUGUAGUGUAAUCUGAACAAUCAGAGUUAGCUACGGUAAAAAAAACGUGACGAACGGAGUGUAGAUAAAGUUAAAGUUAAAAGAAUGGUAAUUAUAUUUUCAGUAUCGUACUCGUUGUGAUUUUAACCAAAAAAAAAGACCUCAUUUAAGCUUCUCGUCACUUCAUGUAAAUAUUUAUACUAACGGACGGAAUAAAUUAGGGAUGAUAAUUAAUAUUAUGCCGAUCGUUGAGCUGGAGUUUCCUUUACGCAUAAAAAAAUAAAUGGUGUAAAAAUAAAAAUGACAAUCUAAAAAUGUUGGUAAGAAAAACAAAAACUUGAAUCUUAUUGUUUCUUUAGACAUAACUUUUGUAUUAAUAUGGACUAAAAUGAGAACCAAUCUUCAUUAAUUCAUUCUUUUAUUAUAAAAACAAAGUUACAAGAUUUUAACUUUUACCCAGGACAAUAAUAUUUGUAUAUAAUAGAGCAUAAAGGAAAUUCCGCUUAAAAAAUCUUAGAUCACUUAGUAUCGAUGUAAAAACAGAAUUGAUAGAAAUAUAGGUCAUUCUAUGAACAAAAUGUGCCUUCGAAAGUAUGAAAUAGUGUGUAGAGUUAGAAACUUUUGGCCCGUGUAAAUUGUAUUUAAUGUAUAUACGUCUGUAAACUUACAUUCCAUUAGAUCUGUUGGGGGAAAUUUGUCAUUUCUAAUAUAAAAAAAUUAAUGUUACAUUCUAUUGACAUGUAUAAUGUUUUUUUUUUCAAAUAUAAUAUUAAAUUUAAAUUUUUUUUUCUUCAUUCUUAUCCAAAUUUAAAAUUAUUUUCAAAAGUCAUGAGAUGGUUUUAAAAAAAAUGUGAUGGUAAUGGUAAAUUUUCCUCAACCAUUAAAGUUGGUAGCUAAAGUUAACCAAUAGUUAAUCUUUUUUAUGAAAAAAAAGAAUUUCGAUGUAUUGUAAAAAGUAGAGUUUUGUAAAAAAUCUCGGACGUAGUUUCGAGGCAUAUCAGUUACCUUUCGUUUUAAUAUUUAUAUUAAGAAAAUGUAAUUUCAUUAUAUUGAAACUGUGUAGAGGAAGUUUUUAUCGAUAUUUACAAAAAAUAUUAAUUGUAUCGUGUUCUUUGCCCAUAUAUUCCUUAUCAUGGAAGUCUAAGGAACAUUGUAAAACAUGUAACAUUGUAUAAAGUGAUUUAACAUUUAAAAACUAUCAAGAUUUAAGAUAUAAAAAGGCAUUACUAUCUUACAUAAAAAAGUUAUAAAUAUCGAUAAAAAUACAACUGACGUUACCAAGUAUGUUAUAUCGUCUGUCAAUUCUAGAAAUUCCAUAGCUGAUUUUUUGACAUUUCUAAAAAAUACAAUCACAGUAUAUGAAUAUACCUAUAUUUAAAUGAUCUCAUACAUGGCAUAAUUUCAAUAUUGGAACAAAUAAAAAUUGGAAAAACAUUUUUUCUUUUUUUACGAAUUAUAGUUCGUGGGUCCUAUUCCGUCUAAGAGGAUGAAUCCGUCUUUUUGCAAUAACGAAAGUAAAUAUAAGUAAAUAGGGGAUAUUUUAAAAUCUCUUUUCCGUACAGCCAUAAAAGUUAUUUUUGGAUUAGAACGCCUGCAAUAAGCUGGAUUCGCGCCUGUAGGCGGUAUUUGACCCCUGACUAUAUACUUAAUAAUGAGCUUAAGAAUUUGAUAUUGUAUGCGUAUCGGGCUAAAUAUACAUAAUAUAUAUAAGAAGCACAAUAAUAGACUCCGUAUCUAAAAAAAACUGGCCUAAUUUUGCCCUAAAGUAAAAUAUCAACAGGCCUAAAAAACAUUAGGGUACAUUAGGGUAAUAUCGAAUUACGGGAUAAUUCCGUUCAUUUAAGACUACUACUGAACUGUAACUGAAACUAAUAUAUUGGCAAAUAAUUGCGGCACAACAAAAUAAAACAUUUCUGGCUGUGUUUUCCGUAUUAAAAAAUGACGCAUAUAGCCGUAAUAUUGAUUACUCUGUGGUCCGGUAUUACCCCAACGUAUCCUAAUUGUGUCAUGACCUAGUGCAAUAUAAUUUAAUAAUUAAUCUAUUAUAAAAAUCCUUUAAUCCAAAAAUGUACUCGAAUAUUUAUACUGUGAUGGUAAUUUUGUAAACUCUUACGCAAAGACAAUGUGAUUACGAAUAGUUUCGUGUAAAUCUUCACUACUUAUAAUUUUUAGACGAACAACGGAUGUGAUUAGAUUUGUAAAUAAUAUUAAUAAAAAAAUCGAGAAAU
Manduca sexta (tobacco hornworm) is the source of this 7221-nucleotide messenger RNA. Its product is annotated as Ig-like and fibronectin type-III domain-containing protein 1. Gene Ontology annotation, molecular function: protein binding. The transcript is spliced from 30 exons. The record is from RefSeq and is a predicted model, not a curated record. Bases 314 to 4696 code for a protein of 1460 amino acids. NCBI's taxonomy places the organism in Eukaryota, Metazoa, Arthropoda, Insecta, Lepidoptera, Sphingidae.